AUUGAUUUUUAGUCCUUGUAUUUUAUUUAGUAAUGAUUUAUUCUGAUUAUACAGGUUACCCUUUCCCUACUGCUCCUCCUGUGGACCCAUUCGCAAAAAUCAGAGUGGAUGACUGUGGAAAAACCAAGGGAUGCUUCAGGUAUGGUAAACCUGGAUGCAAUGCAGAGACUUGUGACUACUUCCUGAGUUACCGCAGAAUAGGAGCUGAUGUGGAAUUUGAGUUGAGUGCUGACACAGAUGGCUGGGUGGCAGUGGGAUUUUCCUCAGACAAGAAAAUGGGAGGAGAUGAUGUCAUGGCUUGUGUUCAUGAUGACAAUGGAAGAGUCCGAAUACAGCACUUCUAUAAUGUUGGUCAGUGGGCUAAAGAAAUCCAGAGAAAUCCUGCUAGAGAUGAGGAAGGGGUUUUUGAAAACAAUCGUGUAACGUGUCGAUUCAAGCGUCCUGUGUAUGUUCCCCGAGAAGAAACCAUCGUAGAUUUGCACUUGAGUUGGUACUAUCUGUUUGCUUGGGGUCCAGCAAUCCAGGGUUCUAUAACUCGUCAUGACAUAGACUCUCCACCCGUGUCAGAGCGUGUUGUCAGUAUUUACAAGUACGAAGAUAUUUUCAUGCCUUCGGCUGCCUAUCAGACCUUCUCCUCUCCAUUCUGCUUGCUCCUCAUUGUUGCACUGACCUUCUAUUUAUUGAUGGGAACCCCAUGACCAAUGGAAAAUAGCAAGAAUUUGGCAGUGGAAGUUUCUCAGGAUGGACGGCUAUAUGGAUGGACAAUGCAUUUUUCUAUUGGAAUUUAUAUCACAUCACCAUCCUCAUCUAGCUGCUUUUGAACAUAGCUUCUCAGAAGAGUGACAUAACCAUCUCCCUUGAGUGGCAGAGUGGUGACAAAUCAUUUAAGAAUAAUCAGUGAACACAUAGGAGAAUAUCUUCAGUGUUGUGAUUUUACUUGCUUAAGGAAAAUGAGACUUUUGUAAAAUCAAUGUGUGUGUGUGUGUGUGUUUGUGUGUUUGGGAGGGGUGCCUGUAUGUGUGUUUAGGUUAAUUUAGUGAUGGAUAUCUUAUCAAAUAACAAAAUUGCCUUCCAAAUUGCUACAAAAAAGCAAAUUUGGGAAAAUACUGCAAUGCUGUUUGGUAUUUCUAGAGCAGAGAGCACACCUCCAAGUGCAAUUUCUGGUCUUAAGGUCUGGAAACCAACACAGCAGUGUGAAAACCUGCCCUUCAGUAGUGGACAGUUCUCCCUAUUUCAUUUUUUUUCAUAUUUAUGAAAGUGUACUUGCUGUGGUACUUUCCAAAACUAAACUUGCAUAUUCAAGCAUUAGCAUGUUUUUUUUUUUCAACAGAAAGAGGUGAUGAAUGUCUUUUUUGUGUUUUAAUAGCCUCAUUGUGAGAAAUGGCUACUUCUUUUAAAAGUGAGAUAUAAAGUAAUUUAAACAAGGGGAAGGGAGAAUACAGCAAUAUAAAUUCUCCAUACACAGGAAAACCAGGUGUAAAACAUGCAGAAUAUAAAAGUUCCCAACAAGCCAUAGGAUGUCCUCCUAAUAGAUUAAAUCAAUUAUUCUCUUUUUAUGAAAAAACCAGCAAUUUUGCUGAUAUGUAAAUAUAUUUUUAAGUAAUUGUGCCGUAGUAUGAAGUAAUCUCUUUUUCUGUGUUGUAUGCCACUAAAUCCUGUUCAUGUUAAGGGUGACUGUGGGCAGCUGGUGUCACCUUACAGAGAAAUAUAAAUGAGAUUACUUGUAAGGAAAGACAGGGAUUAAUAGGAACAGCAUUAUCUUUCGUUCAUCAAACCACUGCUAAAAUAUAGAUAAUGUGGAAAAAGAUGAGCUCAAAAGGGAAAAAAAUAGCUGUCUUUAUCACCAAUAAAUAGUAGAAGAGGAAAGCUAAGUAUUACAGAGAUGAGAAGUGUCAAAAUGCAUUUAUGAGUCACAGAAUAUUAUAAAAACUUUGAGUGGAGAAUUUCUGUUCUUCACAUAAUAGGAAGUGUAUGACAUGUUUACAUGUCACAGUCAAAGGUGCUUAGGUAAGGUUACUCAUUCACUUUCCAACUUACACAAAAAUUCUACUUAAGUAGAAUUGAAAUCUAAAUAGUGCCAAAAUUUUGUCUCGUAUGGUACACUUGAGGACUCUCUAACAUAGAAUAUGGUAAAGUAUAUGUAAUGCAACUCCUUUCUAUUCUCAUUGCUGCAUGAAGUAUAAAAUGAUUAACUAGCUUUGCUGGGAUUGUGCCAUUAUUCACAGAUUGGUGUUUGUAGU
Messenger RNA from Ficedula albicollis (Collared flycatcher), 2240 nucleotides. RefSeq names its product ferric chelate reductase 1 like (gene FRRS1L). Bases 33 to 698 code for a protein of 221 amino acids. The record is from RefSeq and is a predicted model, not a curated record. NCBI's taxonomy places the organism in Eukaryota, Metazoa, Chordata, Aves, Passeriformes, Muscicapidae. Gene Ontology annotation, biological process: regulation of glutamate receptor signaling pathway. The transcript has 4 exons.